CUGUGAUACGGUUCUGAUUGAAUGUGCACGCGACCAAUUGUCUAGAAAAGGAGGCAGCAAACGGCAAAGCAGGAGUGACGAAGGAAACGGAGCCAGUCACAAGCAGCCUGAUGAGCCUGUUUCUCCGGGUGAAAUCACAGCUCCCACUGCCUCCCAGUCACCGACCAGUCACCCACUAGUCACCUACCAGUAGUAACUCGGCGGGUGUGGGCAAGUGCAAGUGCAGGUGCUGGUUGCGUCAGAGGCAGCAACUACGCAACGCCAGACACAACUUGGCCCAUGAUGGCCCCGUCCCAAAACUGCACCAAGUUUCCUUGCACAACUAUUUCCUUCGAACACCUUGACACCUCCUCUUUCUCUUUUUCCACCUUCACUUCAAUCACUUCCUCCAGCCUUUGGUUUGUUCUUCUGGUCUCUAGCCAACCUUUGAUCCUUGUCCUCAUCAGAAUCACCACCUCCUGUCAUUGACCGGAGCUGCUCGUUUAAACAUCACCUGUCCAGGAAAAGCCAUACCUCUCCUGUCCCACAGACGCAACCAUGUCUCACGGCGACUUCAACGCAUCCACGGAUCUUCCGUCUCAUACAGACAUGUCACAGACCACCAACGAUACCUCUGCUCCAGCUUCCACUAUAAAUGGCACGCAGCUGAAGGACACAAUGGUCAACAACGCAGCUGCUGCCGUCAACACUGUGCAAAAUCACCCCAUCACCCAAAAUAUUGUCAAUGGUCCGGUUGCAACUUCAGUCAAGAAUGAGGCUGGCGCAACUGCAUCCGAGUUCAGUGAUCUUGCUGGUUCUCGUCAACCUCCAUCCUACACUGCCGCCAAUGACACUCCAUUGACUCAUUAUCAUUCCUUCUUCUACACCUUGUUGAGCUGGAAGAACAAGCGAGCCACCGGUGUCACCUUUGUCGCUGCCGUUACCUUUAUCUUCGCUUGCCGCUACCUCCCCAUCCUCCGCUAUAUGCUGAAGAUCACUUGGAUGACUCUUGGUGUUGUCACGCUUGCCGAGGCUUCGAGCAAAGCUCUCAUGGGCUCCAGUGUCGCAGGCACUGUUCGACCUCGGCGAUACUACAAGCUCCCCAAGGAAGCUCUCGAAUCCUCUCUCGAUGACCUCGAAAAUCUCAUCAACUUCUUCGUCAUUGAGGGCCAACGUAUUGUCUUUGCAGAGAACGUUCCGGUCACCGCAGCUGCCUUCUUGUCUGCAUUCGUGACCUACUACUUGAUCAAGCUGCUUCCGUUCUGGGGGUUGUCGCUCCUCUUCACCUGCGUCAUUUUCCUCGGUCCAUUGAUCUACAUUGAAAACAAGGAGAUGAUCGACGCUCAGCUCGAGAACGCCGGAAACAUCAUCGGCCAUCAAACCAGUCAGAUCAAGGAUUUGACUGCGCAGCAUACAAGCAAAGGUCUCGAGACGAUGAAGCAAUACACCGGGACGGCUACUGCGAAGGCUCAAGAGAUGGUCGGAAGUGCCAGACAGAAGAUUCCAUCCCCUACCACAACCACUGGCAAAGCCCCAGUUCAGGAGGGUGACUUUCCGUCGGCUCCGAAGACCGACUUCCCUGCAACUUCUGUGGAACACAAGCCAGAGACUGCGACCAUGCCUAGCGCACAGGCGAACUACGCAUAGGCUAGGCGAAAUCAACCACACGUACCUUCUGUAAGCGAUCGGUUGUUUGACAUCAUGGUUCACGACAGCAAGACAUGAACACGGACAAGUGCAUGAAGAGCACUGGGAAAGGCAAUGUGCAGAACGACGUCUCCACAGUAGGAGAGCUUGUAGCGGAGUGAUGUUGAGCGACAAACAGUACUGUUGGCUCUGAGGACUCACUCACCUCGGAAUGCCUAACUGGGGGUGAGAGAGGAAGGGGAGCAGACUUGGUGACUUUGUUCAGUUGUGGAAAGGGUGCAGCAAGACGAAUAACCCUCUUCAACUUCGUUUGUAUGAUAGACAACCAAGUAUGAUUUUGAGCAUUCAGGAAUAGCAUGCUUAUUGGUUUUUCGAACA
Molecule: messenger RNA, 2004 nt
Organism: Exophiala xenobiotica
Lineage: Eukaryota; Fungi; Ascomycota; Eurotiomycetes; Chaetothyriales; Herpotrichiellaceae
Exons: 7
Coding region: 538-1626 (362 amino acids)
Source: RefSeq, a predicted model, not a curated record